AUGGAUGGCAGGGUCUCAGACACAACCAGUAAUGGAGAGACAAAACCAGCGUAUCCAGUCAUGGAAAAGAAGGAGGAAGAUGGCACCCUGGAGCGGGGGCACUGGAACAACAUGAUGGAGUUUGUGCUGUCAGUGGCUGGGGAGAUCAUUGGCCCAGGCAACGUCUGGAGGUUUCCCUAUGCUACAAAAAUGGCGGAGGUGAGAGCCCUCGUGCCAUGUCACCCACCCCUGGAAGGAUGA
Cebus imitator (Panamanian white-faced capuchin) is the source of this 240-nucleotide messenger RNA. RefSeq names its product sodium- and chloride-dependent GABA transporter 2-like. Gene Ontology annotation, cellular component: membrane. The coding region runs from base 1 to 240 and encodes 79 amino acids. The record is from RefSeq and is a predicted model, not a curated record. Lineage: Eukaryota; Metazoa; Chordata; Mammalia; Primates; Cebidae. The transcript has a single exon.